AUGGCACUCCGCCUCUCAUCUCGGCUCUUCGGGCCCCUCACGCACACUCGAAUAACGGCCCACCGCACCUUCCACACCACCCCCUUCCGCUCCCUCCUCGCACCCACACCCGCCCGCCGCGCAGUCGCCCGCCCCGCCGUCGGCUCCUACAGCGGCGGCGACGGCAAAGACGAUAGUAGCGAGGGGGACGAGCGCACGCUCUCCUCGCCCUCGGAGCUCGCGCGCAAAAUCUCCGCAAAGGUCCUCCCCAAGCUGCCCAAACCGGACGUGAAAAAAGUCGUCAUGGUCGGCUCCGGCGGGCUCUCCAUCGGCCAGGCGGGCGAGUUCGACUACUCGGGCUCGCAGGCGCUCAAGGCGCUCAAGGAGGAGGGUGUCGCUGCGGUGCUCAUCAACCCGAACAUCGCGACGUGGCAGACGUCGCACCAGCUCGCGAGCGAGGUGUACUUUUUGCCUGUGACGGCGGACUAUGUCGCUUAUGUGCUCGAGAAGGAGCGCCCGGACGGGAUUUUGUUGACGUUUGGGGGGCAGAGCGCGUUGAAUGUCGGGAUUGAGCUGGAUAAGAUGGGCGUGUUGGAGAGGCUGGGGGUGAAGGUGCUCGGUACGCCGAUUCGGACGCUCGAGGUCUCGGAGGACCGCGAUUUGUUCGUGCAGGCGCUCAAGGAAAUCGACAUCCCGGUCGCACAGUCUACGGCAGUGUCCACGGUCAACGCCGCCCUCGAGGCGGCCGAGAAGAUCUCGUACCCGGUCAUUCUCCGCUCGGCGUUUACGCUCGGCGGUCUCGGUUCUGGCUUCGCGAACAACCCGGAGGAGCUCCGCGAUCUCGCGGCCAAGUCGCUCUCGCUCAGCCCGCAGGUGCUCAUCGAGCGCAGCAUGAAGGGCUGGAAGGAGCUCGAGUACGAGGUCGUCCGCGACGGUGCUGAUAACACGAUCAUCUGCUGCAACAUGGAGAACUUCGACCCGCUGGGCACGCACACGGGCGACUCGAUCGUCGUCGCGCCGUCGCAGACGCUGCCCGACGACGAGUACCACAUGCUCCGGUCCGCCGCGCUCAAGGUCAUCCGCCACCUCGGCGUCGUCGGCGAGUGCAACAUCCAGUACGCGCUCAACCCGACGUCGCGCGAGUACUGUGUUAUCGAGGUCAACGCCCGGCUCUCCCGCUCGUCCGCUCUGGCAUCCAAAGCAACCGGCUACCCGCUCGCAUACACCGCUGCGAAGCUCGCGCUGGGACACACGCUCCCCGAGCUGCCGAACGCCGUCACGAAGACGACGACCGCAUGCUUCGAGCCCUCGCUCGACUACAUCGUGACGAAGAUCCCGAAAUGGGAUUUGGCAAAGUUCAGCUCGCAGGUCGACCGGCACGUCGGGAGCGCGAUGAAGUCCGUCGGGGAGGUCAUGGCGAUCGGGCGCACGUUCGAGGAGUCGCUUCAGAAGGCGAUACGCCAGGUCGAUCCGCGGUGGAAGGGCUUUGAGGUGUAUAUUGAGCCGGAGGAUCUGGACGAUGCGCUCAGUAGGCCGACGGAUAUGAGGCUGUUUGCGAUUGCGUAUGCGAUGUAUAGGAGGGGGUAUACGGUUGAUAGGGUGCAUGAGCUUACGAAGAUCGAUAAGUGGUUCCUGUACAAGAUCGACAACAUCGUGCAGACGCGCAAGGCGCUCCAAGUCGCCGGCACGCUCGACGCCGUCGCGCCCGAGCUGAUGCGCACCGCCAAGAAACAGGGCUUCUCCGACGCGCAGAUCGCGGACCUCGUCGCGUCCACCGAGCCGCUCGUGCGCGCCGCGCGCAAGGCGCAGGGCAUCACGCCGUUCGUGAAGCGCAUCGACACGCUCGCGGCGGAGUUCCCCGCGCACACGAACUACCUGUACACGACGUACAACGCGUCCGCGCACGACGUCGAGUUUAACGAGCACGGGACGAUGGUGCUCGGCUCGGGCGUGUAUCGGAUCGGGUCGAGUGUGGAGUUUGAUUGGUGUGCGGUGACGUGUGCGCGGAGUUUGAGGGAGAUGGGGGAGAAGACGGUGAUGAUUAAUUAUAAUCCGGAGACGGUGUCUACGGAUUUCGACGAGGCGGAUCGGUUGUACUUUGAGGAGCUGGGGUGGGAAAGGGUUAUGGAUAUAUAUGAGCUGGAGGGCGCGAAGGGGGUUGUUGUUAGUGUUGGUGGCCAGCUGCCGCAGAACAUCGCGCUCAAGCUCAAGGAGAGCGGCGUGAACGUGCUCGGGACGGACCCGGAUAUGAUCGACAAGGCUGAAGACAGGCAUAAGUUCUCGAGCGUGCUGGACAGCAUCGGCGUCGACCAGCCCGAGUGGGCCGAGGUGACGACGCUUGAGGCCGCCAAGGCGUUUGCGCAGCGCGUCAGCUACCCGGUGCUCGUCCGCCCGUCGUACGUCCUCUCGGGCGCAGCGAUGAACGUCGUACACGAAGAAUCCGCUCUCGAACACACGCUCUCCGCCGCCGCGGCCGUCUCGCCGCUGCACCCGGUCGUGCUCACCAAGUUCAUCGCGGGCGCGCAGGAGAUCGACGUCGACGCGGUCGCGCACGACGGCGCGCUGCUCGUGCACGCUGUCAGCGAGCACGUCGAGGCCGCUGGCGUGCACUCUGGCGACGCCACGCUCGUGCUGCCCCCCGUGUCCUUGCCCGCGGGCGAUAUGGCAAGGUUGAAGGAGAUCGCGGCCAAGGUGGCAAGGGCGUUUGAGAUCAGCGGGCCGUUUAAUAUGCAGGUUAUCCGUAAGCCGCCCACCGACGCUGAGGCUGCGGAAGGGAAGGAGGCGGAGCUGAAGGUGAUCGAGUGCAAUUUGCGCGCGUCGCGGUCGUUCCCGUUCGUGAGCAAGGUGCUGGGGCACAACUUUAUACGCACGGCGACGGCGGCGAUUACGGGCAAGGAUGUGCCCGAGCCGGUGGACGUGAUGGAGGAGGAGCGGGGGUAUACGGCGGUGAAGGUGUCGCAGUUCUCGUGGACGCGGCUGGGCGGUGCGGAUCCGUUCUUGGGCGUCGAGAUGGCGUCGACGGGCGAGAUCGCGGCGUUCGGAAAGGACAUCUACGAGGCGUAUUGGGCCGCUUUGCUCUCCCAGACGGGGUUCAAGCCCCCGCGCGCGGGCUGCGGCAUUCUGCUCGGCGGCGACGUCGUCGCGUUCCCCGCGGAGCUCUCGCGCGUCGCGCGCGGGCUGACGGAUCUGGGGUUCAAGAUCUACUGCGCGACACCCGCCGUCGAGGCGUUCCUCAACGGGGGCGGCGUCGGCGACGAGCUCAGGUAUGUGUCGGCGAAGAAGAUAUUUUUCCCGACGAAGGAUAAGCGGCUGCUGAGGGAGGUGUUUGAUGAGUAUGAGAUUGGCGCGGUUGUUAAUCUGGCGAGGGAGAGGGGGGCGAGUGUGACGGAUGAGGAUUAUGUUGCGCGCCGGAACGCGGUCGACUUUGGGCUGCCGCUGCUGAACAAUCCCAAGACGGCGGAGCUGUUCGUCGAGGCGCUGAAGCGCAAGAUGCCGCAGGGCGCGCUGCGCGGGUACACAGAGGGCCGGAUCCCGAGCGAGGUGCGGUCCUGGGCCGAGUUCGUGGGUGCGCACGUGUGA
Messenger RNA from Coniophora puteana RWD-64-598 SS2, 3558 nucleotides. RefSeq names its product carbamoyl-phosphate synthase. The coding region runs from base 1 to 3558 and encodes 1185 amino acids. Lineage: Eukaryota; Fungi; Basidiomycota; Agaricomycetes; Boletales; Coniophoraceae. The transcript has 9 exons. Gene Ontology annotation, molecular function: dihydroorotase activity; metal ion binding; aspartate carbamoyltransferase activity. The record is from RefSeq and is a predicted model, not a curated record. Gene Ontology annotation, cellular component: cytosol; cytoplasm. Gene Ontology annotation, biological process: L-citrulline biosynthetic process; 'de novo' pyrimidine nucleobase biosynthetic process; UTP biosynthetic process.